Molecule: messenger RNA, 501 nt
Organism: Spodoptera littoralis (African cotton leafworm)
Lineage: Eukaryota; Metazoa; Arthropoda; Insecta; Lepidoptera; Noctuidae
Source: the annotation of a GenBank genome assembly
AUGGCUAAACGGCAACUAACACAAAGUGAAAUUCAACGUGCCCUUGUUGAAAGUGACAAUGAAAACAUUUUUGUCCAUGAGUGCGAUAGUGAUGAUGAGAAUUUCGCUGUUGACAGCUGUUCUGAUAGUGAAAGUAAUGUCACAGAACCAGCAUCUGAAAACGAUGAUGAACAAUUAUGGAAUAACAGUGAUGAUGAUUACAAGAAUACGUCUCAAUUUACACUUAUAAAGGAAGAGAUAACAACUUGUAAAUCAGAACCUAACAGGCAAAACCGAACGCCUCGACACAACGUAAUUCGCGGCGGUAUCUAUAAGGUGAUUCUUCCUCCUCCAGGCCAAACCAUAAUAGGUCCGAUAGACAGUUUCAGCCUUUUUUUCGACGAUCACGUAUUACAAGUAAUAGUAAACUAUACCAAUACUGAAGGGCUUAGAAUUUUACAAAAUCGAUGGAAAUCAACAGAUAUACAAUCGAAAUGCAAGUACUCCGAGGUCUUUUAUUGA